Owenia fusiformis is the source of this 1924-nucleotide messenger RNA. NCBI's taxonomy places the organism in Eukaryota, Metazoa, Annelida, Polychaeta, Sabellida, Oweniidae. The record is from the annotation of a GenBank genome assembly.
GGUUGAGUUUGAAAGAACCAAAGUUGAUGAUGAUGGAAAGGAGUCCACAAAGACUGUGAAACGUACCCUGUUUGGACGGUGGAACCCAUACCCCCAGAAGAAGGUGAUGACCUUCAACAAGCACACCACAGACUUCACAUUUGAUGUUAAUUAUGGAGACCUGUCAUUUUUAUCUGAGACAGAGCUAAAGACAUUUGGUGACCUUGAACUGAACAAGGUGUCAUUGGCGGGUGUAGCAGAUGCACAUACCAAAUAUGGCAAGGAUGCAGAGUCUAAGGGGGUCAAGGCACACUUCAAGAUGGAUGAGAGUGGAAUACUGGUUCUAGAUAAGGUCGAGUUCCAAUUUGAAAAGCAACCAUCACCAGAAGAUGACCAGUCAACAUUGUCUAAACUAGGCAACACAAUCUCAAACUUUUUCUCUGGCUCAACAGACGAGAAGCCAUCAGAGGAUGUGAAGGAUGGAGAGGCAAAAGAAAGUGAGGCUAAAGAGGGUGAGGCAAAGGAGGGUGAAAAGAAAGAGGCCACUGAGGACCAGAAAAAAGAGACUGAUGAUGAAACUAAGGAGACACCAGAGAAAGAGGAAACCAAAGAGGAGGCAGAAAAGCCUGCAGAGGAAGACAAACCAGCUGAUGACAAGCCAACUGAUGCUGAACCAACAGAGGAAAAAGCUGACACCACUGAGGGCAAGUCUGAUGAGGAGACUAAACAGGAAGGUGAUAAGACUGAGGCUGAUGGUGAUAAAGAGGAGACAAAGAAUGGAGAGAAGAAAAAGAAGGCAAAUGGAGAGAAAUAUGAUUCCAGGGAAGGCAAGAAAGACAAGAAGGGCAAGAAGGGAGACAAAGACAAGAAGGAGGAGAAGGAAGAAGAGAAGAAACCACCAAAGCCACAGACAAUCAAAGAACCUAUUGAGGCCAAGACAGAACAUAGAGGUCAACCUGAACCCUCUGAAGAUAAAAUACAGUCAAUGAAGAAAAAGAUUGAUGAUAUGAGAAAGAAAGAUGAGGAAAAAAGACUUCUUGAGAUUGCCAAAAAUGAACUGGAGUCCUACAUAUUCACCUACCAGGAUAAACUCUACCAGGAGGACUAUGAGAAAUGCUCAACAGAGGAGGAACGUAGUGUGUUGUCAGGGAAACUAAGUGAGGCUUCUGAUUGGCUGUAUGAACAGGAAGACAGUGUACCAACUCAGGACUAUAAGGAUAAGCUAAAGUCACUCCAGAAGGCCAUGAAAGAUGUCAUAUUACGUGUAAAGGAGGUGUCAGAGAGACCUGCCGCCUUAGAUGCGCUCAAAUCUAUGCUCAACUAUUCAGUUCACUUCAAAGAAGGCAUGAAGAACUUUACAGCAGGUAUGACUGAAGGAGAUGAGAUCUUCACUGAAGUUGAGUUCAACACACUUGCCAAACUUGUCAAUGAAACUACGGCCUGGAGAGAAGAACAAUUGGCCCUGCAAGAGAAAACCCCCCUAUAUGAAAAGCCAGUAAUCCUUAUAGAGGACAUUGCAACUAAAGUGCAAGCCCUCGAUAGGGAAGUGAAGUAUCUUGUUAGUAAGGCGAAAUACUACAAGCCCAAACCUAAACCAAAGGAAGAGACUAAAGCAUCUAAUACAACUACUAAUACAACCAGUGAGGACACUGGCACUAAAAAAGUAAAAGAUGAUAAAAAAGAUAAGAAAAAAGUAGAGGAUGAUGAUGACGAUGUUCAGGUCGAAGUAGAGAAUGGAGAUGAACCUGUAACUGAAGAACCAAUAAAAACAGAAACUAAAAAUACAGAGUCUAAUACAGAAUCUACCAAAACAGAAGAACAAUCUGAUAAUAAAAAAGAAACAGAAUCUUCAGAUAAAUCAGACAAUGAUGAAAAAUCAGAGAAAGUUGAAACUGAAGAAACUAAACAUGGACAUGGAGAAAAUGGUCCCGAUGAUGAAUUAUAA